AUGAAAACGUCACUUCAAGUCCCUCCCUGUUUGAAUCUCAUUAGUUUUUUUCUCGCGUGUUUCUCCCUGUCAAUAAUCCCGAAUCCAGACUCUCUCUAUUUCCAUCCCUCUCUAUCUGUCAAUCAGCGCCGCCUUUGAACUGAAAACCACUCCGACCAACUUCAACUCCCUCAAUCCGAGCGCCUCAGCUCCGUCUCCGGCUUCUGUUUCUGCCAAGAUUGCCCUCUUCUUUUUGAGUUUUGAGCACUCAUCCAGCCAAACGCCAGUGCAAGUCCCUAAACUUAAACUCCGGAUUCGGGGAUCACACCGAGAUCAAGGGUUUAAAAACUUUUGGUGUUUUUGGCCCCCCGCAAAAUUAGCGCUCCUCGGGAAAAAUGCCGCAGCUGAACGGCGGUGGAGGGGACGAUCUGGGUGCGAACGAUGAAAUGAUUCCCUUCAAAGACGAAGGCGAGCAGGAGGAAAAAAUUUCGGAGAACUCCUCUGCAGAAAGGGAUUUAGCAGAUGUCAAGUCUUCUCUCGUAAACGAGUCGGAAACGAAUCAAAACAGCUCUUCGGAUUCCGAGGCGGAAAGACGGCCUCCGCCUAGAUCUGAAAGUUUCAGAGACAAAACAAGAGAAAGUUUAGAGGAUGCUGCGAAAAGGCAAGAUGGAGGGCUGUUCAAGAGCCCACCGUACCCGGGCUAUCCAUUUAUAAUGAUUCCCGACCUCACGAGCCCGUACCUCCCGAACGGAUCGCUCUCCCCGACCGCGCGCACAUACCUACAGAUGAAAUGGCCACUGCUAGAUGUUCAAGCAGGAAGUCUUCAGAGUAGACAAGCACUUAAAGAUGCCAGGUCACCAUCUCCAGCACACAUCGUUGGGCCCUACUGCUGGGAAUUCCCCGGACAGGCAGAUCUGAGUCUUCACCAAUUACAUUUGUCUAAUAAGGUCCCCGUGGUACAGCACCCUCACCAUGUGCACCCUCUCACACCUCUGAUUACAUACAGCAAUGAGCACUUCACACCCGGGAACCCCCCUCCACAUCUACAAGGAGACGUGGACCCCAAAACAGGAAUUCCAAGGGCCCCACAUCCUUCAGAAAUAUCUCCUUAUUACCCCCUAUCUCCUGGCACUGUAGGCCAGAUACCCCAACCACUAGGAUGGUUAGUACCACAGCAAGGUCAACUGGUUUACCCAAACACGACGGGAGGUUUCAGACACCCCUACCCGACUGCCCUCACUGUCAAUGCGUCCAUGUCAAGUCUUUUCUCCUCCAGGUUUCCUCCACACAUGGUGCCACCCCACCACAGUUUGCACACCACAGGGAUCCCUCACCCCGCCAUCGUCGCACCCAACGUCAAGCAGGAGUCCUCUCACAGUGACAUCGGAUCCCUCAACAGCUCGAAACAUCAAGAUGCGAAAAAGGAGGAAGAGAAGAAGAAACAGCCCCACAUAAAGAAACCUCUAAACGCGUUUAUGUUGUACAUGAAGGAGAUGAGAGCUAAAGUCGUGGCGGAAUGCACACUGAAAGAGAGCGCAGCUAUAAAUCAGAUCUUGGGCCGAAGGUGGCACGCUCUUUCCAGAGAGGAGCAGGCCAAAUAUUACGAGCUCGCCAGGAAAGAACGACAGCUUCACAUGCAGCUCUACCCCGGCUGGUCGGCACGAGACAACUAUGGGAAAAAGAAGAAGAGAAAAAGGGAAAAGCAGGCAGGAGAGGGCACUGAACACAGAGAAUAUUUUCCAAACCCUUGCCUUUCACUUCCACCGAUUACAGAUGCAAAUACCCCUAAGAAGUGUCGUGCCUUGUUCGGGCUUGACCAGCUGGGUUUAUGGUGCAAACCCUGCAGGAGAAAAAAGAAGUGCAUUCGCUACAUUCAAGGUGAAGGCAGCUGUGCCAGUCCUCCCUCUUCGGAUGGAAGCUUACUAGAGUCUCCCCCAUCCUCUCCCUCCAUGAUCACUCCACCCCUGUCCUUAAAAGAGUCCAAGCCACAAACUGAACAAAUGCAACCUCUAUCACUGACUAUGAAACCGCCCCCCUUGAUCUCGUCCUCUCAACACCGACACCAGUUAUCUCUGUUGGACAACUCUGGGGUGGGCAAAACAUCCGGGCCGGCACACAACGGCUCUUUGGAUCCCUCAGAUGUGUCGUCGUCUCGACCCACAGGCUCCGCCUCUUCUAGGCCUUCAUCGGCGUGUCAUUCCCACUCUCUGCUACCCAGCUCGUCGUCACAACCCCUUUCGCUCGUAACCAAGUCAAUAGACUAGCUUUGUUUUUUUAACCCUUUCUCUGUUUGUCUGUCUUUGUCGUGUCUUUUUUCGUUGCGUGUCGAUUCAGUUUUACCGUGCGAAAUGGCUUUGAAAAUUAGUUAGUUCUUUAUUGAAGUUCAUUGGUCAAUAUUUGACCCGUCAUUAUCUAAAACAAUGAAAUUAUUAUGAUUAAAUAUUGAUGAUGAAAUACACUAAGUUGUAGAGUAUAGCUUUGUGAAUCUGCCAAAUUUUUUUACGAAUUUUUCGUUCGUUUUGCCUUUUUCAGCUGUACGACAGAAAACUACAUAACUGUUAUGUAGUUUUACAUAGACAUGUUUAAAGACAGAUAUACAAAGUAGGUGAGGAAUCAGUGAGCCCUUUUCUCGAAGAGUUGGUUCUUCUUCAUUAUUUGUAUUAAAUACGAGCUUGUGAACCAAUCAUUUUACAGCAGUCCAAAACUCAGAGGGAACGAGGACCGCGGAGACACUCUCCGACUGAGGAACAACUUUUAUUGUGAUGUUACUUGUUCUUGUUUAAAUGUACAGAAAUAUGGGGGGAUAUUGUGUUAAUAUGCAUUGUUCCAUUGCGUUGUCUGUUUGAUCUUUUUUUUCUUGUCGUUGUUUACCAGGGUUGGGGUGGGCGGACUCAAUUGGAGGGAUGUUUUGGGGUCGGGUGGGCAGGGUUUGGCAUAUUCAAUACAAACUGUCACAACGCUAGGACCAGUAGUAUUUAUUGCUUUAGAGAUUGCUUGUCGUACUUGUAUGUUGUCCCUUUUUGAAACAUUUUCUUUUUCUUAAUACAUUGUAUAAAUAUUCUUUUUCUUAACGUAAGCAACUUAUAUAAAUAUAUAUAUAAAUGAUCCAUUUUUACAAGGAGGUUUUGAAGUUAAAAUGUUUUAUUGUUUUGAUUACACGAAUUUCUUUUAUUUUGUUGAAAACCAGGAUUCCACCUAAACUACAGUGUAGAUUCUCAGAAAAAAAUGUAAAAAAAACAAAAACUAAAAAACAAAACAGACGAACAGACGUAUGCACAACUUAAUUUCUAGAAACAUAUCUAUAAGCCAUUUUACAAUAGGUGAAAAGGAAACUUGAAACGGGCACAGUGGGUUCCAUGUCUUCAGUAGUACAGUUUUGUCUGAAGCCCUUCUUUUCUAUUGUACAGUCUCAUCUCUGCCGGACUGUAGAAUCGUGUACAGAUUUCCCGUGCCAAAAUUUGUGAUAAUUUCCUCUCCACCUCUUAUAGCGCUGUAGGUUCUUCUGUUGUCAAUGUUUGUUUUUCUUUUUGUUUUCAACCAUAAUUUGCUGUGACGUUACAUAGAUUGCUAUGUAUGUAGUAUAAAUGUUGCUAUAACAAAUGUGUUUGGUAGCAGAUUGUCAAAUAAUUAAAUUGAAACUUAAUAAAAGACGGACGUCAUACUGUAUAAACCCUCAAGGGCCAAAUUAUGUAUAUUAGGAGGUUCAUAAAAAACGAUGAAAUAAUACAAAAAAACACAAACUGCCACUUUUAAGUACACAACUACAUAUAGGUAGAUAGAAAAAAUAGGCAUGUUGAUGUUGCAAGAAGCUGUAAAAAAGCUGCAAGAGAAUCAUUCAUUCGGUGCCAUUGUAGUUGACAUGACGCAACUGUAACCCGUCGAUUUCUUCUCUGGUUUAUUAAGAUGCUAAUGAUGAAUAGUUUGAAUGUUUCCUUAACGGCUGUGAUGUUCCUGUUAUAUUUUAUGCUCUUAUCUUUUUAUUUUCGUUUGUUUUUGUUUGACCUUUUUGUUUUGUUUUUUUAUUUUCUGUUUUGUUUUCCAUUAUUUGAAAUGGUUCCCAAAAACCAUGUUUUGUAAUGAAUAAAUGUUAAUGCUGUACAGUCUCUGUAGCAUGCAGUUCUGUAUUAAUAAAAACGAGUUAGUAUGUGA
Messenger RNA from Triplophysa rosa, 4128 nucleotides. It is a transcript of the gene tcf7l2, whose product is annotated as transcription factor 7 like 2. The coding region runs from base 375 to 2243 and encodes 622 amino acids. Gene Ontology annotation, cellular component: beta-catenin-TCF complex; catenin-TCF7L2 complex. Gene Ontology annotation, biological process: regulation of transcription by RNA polymerase II; canonical Wnt signaling pathway. The record is from RefSeq and is a predicted model, not a curated record. Gene Ontology annotation, molecular function: DNA-binding transcription factor activity, RNA polymerase II-specific; RNA polymerase II cis-regulatory region sequence-specific DNA binding. The transcript has 15 exons. NCBI's taxonomy places the organism in Eukaryota, Metazoa, Chordata, Actinopteri, Cypriniformes, Nemacheilidae.